Molecule: messenger RNA, 4340 nt
Organism: Pelmatolapia mariae (spotted tilapia)
Lineage: Eukaryota; Metazoa; Chordata; Actinopteri; Cichliformes; Cichlidae
Gene: atp6v0a2b
Product: ATPase H+ transporting V0 subunit a2b
Exons: 20
Coding region: 418-2970 (850 amino acids)
Biological process (GO): vacuolar acidification; proton transmembrane transport
Cellular component (GO): vacuolar proton-transporting V-type ATPase complex; vacuolar proton-transporting V-type ATPase, V0 domain; plasma membrane
Molecular function (GO): ATPase binding; proton-transporting ATPase activity, rotational mechanism
Source: RefSeq, a predicted model, not a curated record
UUGAUCGCAUUCAACAGUGUGAAGUGCGGUGACGUGAGUGUUACGGACGUAGGCUAAAACUUCGUAAAGUCUAAGAAGACUUUUCGCCACGUACUAGGAUUUUGCGGUCGUAACACUUAUUAUCUCUUAGCUUCACAUUCAACUUUACUGAAACAUUUUUCCCCAUCCAAGAGGAAACAACACGGCGCUUGGCUAGCCAGUUAGCUAGCUAACAGCAAUAGUGUGCUGUAACGAUAGCAAUGUAAAUCAGGAGUUAUGUAAGGGAAGUCUAGUUUUAUCACCUGAGCCACAUCAUGAUAUGGACUACGGACUACUCGACUGAACAUCACUAACAUAAAGUCUGGAGAAACCGCACCGUUUAGCUUGCUAACAUUAGCCCACCUGCGGAAGAGGGAAAUAUCAGAUAGAACUGUCACGAUGAAUUCUCUGCUCCGGGGUGAAGAGAUGUGUUUGGCCCAGCUGUUUCUACAGUCUGGGUCCGCGUACGACUGCAUUAGUGAACUUGGAGAACUGGGGCUUGUAGAGUUCAGAGAUCUCAAUCCCACUGUUAACGCAUUCCAGAGAAAAUAUGUGAACGAGAUCAAAAAAUGUGAAGAAAUGGAGAGGAUCCUCGGAUACCUUCUGAGGGAAAUCAAGAAAGCGGAUAUUUCACUGCCAGAAACAGAUGUGAACCCAGCAGCUCCUUUACCCAAGCAUGUCAUGACUAUAAUGGAGCAGCUGCAGAGGCUAGAGGUGGAAUUAGGUGAAGUCACCAGGAAUAAGGAGAAGCUGCAGAGGAAUCUGCUGGAGUUGACAGAGUACACACACAUGCUGCGCAUCACACGCACCUUUGUCCAAAGAAAUGCUGAGCGGGAGCCCUUGCAAGUACAGUAUGAGGAGUUUCCCUUCCUGGAAAAAGACACACUGAUGGACUACAGCAGCAUGCAGAGGCUAGGAGCCAAACUGGGUUUCAUUUCUGGCCUUAUUCAGAGGGUGAAGAUCGAGAAAUUUGAGCGAAUGCUUUGGAGAGUAUGUAAAGGCUACACCAUCCUUAGCUAUGCUGAAGUUGAAGAGUCUCUGGAAGAUCCUGACACGGGUGAGCCUACCAAAAGUGUGGUGUUCCUGAUUUCCUAUUGGGGAGAUCAAAUUGGUCAGAAAGUGAAAAAGAUCUGUGACUGCUACCACUGUCACCUGUACCCCUAUCCCAGUAACAAUGAGGAGAGGAACGAUGUUGUGGAAGGACUAAGAACUCGCAUUCAGGACCUGAAAACUGUGCUUCAUAGGACAGAAGACUAUCUGAGACAGGUCCUGAUCAAGGCUUCAGAAUCUGUCUACACCUGGGUCGUCCAGGUCAAGAAGAUGAAGGCCAUCUACUAUGUUCUGAACCUGUGUAGUUUUGAUGUGACCAAUAAGUGUUUGAUCGCAGAGGUGUGGUGUCCUGUCAGUGACAUUCCUGCACUGCGGAGAGCGCUAGAAGACGGAUCGAGGAAAAGUGGAGCGACAGUUCCUUCCUUUGUUAAUCGUAUCCCCACAACUGACACUCCUCCAACCCUGAUAAGGACCAACAAGUUUACCUCUGGAUUUCAGAACAUUGUGGACGCCUAUGGAGUGGGCAGCUACAGGGAAGUAAACCCUGCUCCAUUCACAAUCAUAACUUUCCCAUUCUUGUUCGCUGUGAUGUUUGGGGACCUUGGUCAUGGCGUUCUCAUGGCUCUGUUUGCUUUCUGGAUGGUUUCAUAUGAAAACCACCGCAAACUUAAAAACACCAGGAAUGAGAUCUUGAACACAUUCUUCGAGGGGCGUUAUAUCAUUCUGAUGAUGGGACUGUUCUCUAUCUACACUGGGCUGAUAUACAAUGAUUGUUUCUCAAAAUCUCUCAACAUCUUUGGUUCUGGAUGGAGUGUGUUACCCAUGUUUGAUAAGAACGUGUGGAACAAUAAAACAAUCCAAGACAAUGACCAGCUAACUUUGGAUCCAGCUACUCCAGGUGUUUUUAAAGGGCCGUACCCUCUGGGAAUUGACCCGAUUUGGAACUUGGCAACCAACCGCCUUACAUUUCUUAACUCCUAUAAGAUGAAGAUGUCAGUGAUAUUCGGGAUCCUACACAUGAGCUUUGGGUUAAUCCUCAGCACCUACAAUCAUCUAUACUUCAGGAAGAAGUACAACCUGUACUUGGUGUUCAUCCCUGAGCUCGUGUUUAUGCUGAGUCUGUUUGGAUACCUGGUGUUCAUGAUAUUCUAUAAGUGGCUCGCCUUCUCGCCUAAGGACUCCAGAUACGCUCCAAGCAUUCUCAUCCACUUCAUAAACAUGUUCAUCAUGCAGGAUGAUAGUUCAUUGAAGCCCCUUUACCCAGGACAGAAAGGUCUGCAGAUAUUUCUAGUGAUCAUUGCUGUUCUCUCUGUGCCUGUUUUACUCCUGGGGAAACCCGUCUACCUUUAUUGGCUAAGAAAUGGAAGUCACCGCUUGGUAAUGUACAGGGGAUAUGAGCGUGUGCGACGCAGCAGUGAUGAAGAUCUCUGCCUGAUGAGGGCUCAUGACAUGGAGGAGGGCAGCAAUCACAGUGAUCUGUCUACUAGUGGAGAUCACCAUUCAGAGGAGUUUGACUUUGCAGAGGAGAUACUUCAUCAGUCCAUUCACACCAUAGAGUAUUGCCUGGGUUGCAUCUCCAACACAGCCUCUUACCUAAGGCUCUGGGCUCUAAGCUUGGCACAUGCCCAGCUGUCAGAGGUGCUGUGGGCCAUGGUCAUGCGAAUAGGACUACGAAUGGACCCAAAACUUAGGGUUUUAGUCCUGGUGCCAUUGUUUGGCUUGUUUGCUGUCCUCACUGUGUCCAUCCUCCUGGUAAUGGAGGGUCUCUCUGCGUUCCUUCAUGCCCUUCGGCUACACUGGGUGGAGUUUCAGAAUAAAUUCUACAGUGGGACUGGCGUCAAGUUUUGCCCAUUUUCCUUCUCUCUCCUACCAUCUUGCUUUGAGCAGGAUGGGUUACUGUGAAGUGACUAUUGAGAAAUUGUCUUAGUUGGUAACCAGAACCAAAACAAGCCAACAGGGUUCUGUACUUGUGAAGACCUUUUCCAGAGGUAUGAUCAAAUAGUUUGGAUAUUUAUUCUCAUUUUUUAUUAUUUACAUUUCAUCUAAAGAAAUGUAUGGCGAGAUUCAGAAAUUCAUGUAACUUUAGAUUCUUUUGUAUCAGGAUCAUAAAGUUUCACUGCAGAGUGUUUGUUGGGUGAAAUGUUAGCCUCAGAUUUAACAUGCAAGUCAUCAAAUUUUUAUAAGGUACAAUUGUUAAUGGUUAUUGAUGUCACUUGCAUGGAGAGACAAAUCUUCCAAAUGCAGGAUCAAUAUAUAAAAAUGUAAUGUAUAAAAUUUUAGUAUUAGCCGACAUUAGCAGUAAUAAGAAAGCGAAGGGCCGUAACAUUUGGCUACUUAGAAAACACCUUUGGGAUAAAUAUGUUGGUAGUUUUGACCUUACUGUGGGAAUUUGUGAUCUAAUAAGAUGGAAGUUUAUUUAUUACUGUGUGUUUCCUCAUUUUCUUCUUCUUUAACAAGUUUUUGUCAUUAAUUUCAGCAUCCUGGUUUAUGUGUUUAUAUUAACUUUUUUUUCCCAAGGAGUUUUUGUUUUGGCAGAUUUGGUUUCCACACAGUAGAUAGUGAGCCAACCUCUCAUUUACAUUGCUCGACUUUAUUGCACUGACUGCCUUACCAAAAUUACCACCCCACGACAGCAUAAUGUAUCAUCCUUAAUGCCCAGCUUGUAGUACCAAAACAAAGCAAAGGAUCCCUGACUUUUAACUUUUGAAAAGUGCUUGAGCAGGUGUGUGAAGGGAUGUAAAUACUUUUAUUACUUUCAUGCAUUCACAGUGUUGCCUUUGCACCUACUACUUACUGUAUAGCUUAAAAUUCCUACCAUGGAAAAGCUCGCAUCCUUUGACUCAGCUCUGCUGGUCACGAGCCUUUUACUUUCAAACAUCCUUUGAUGGGUGAAGAUUGGAGGUGUUGUACUCAUGCCAGGCACUACUGUUUGCUUAUUUUCUAAAAGUGUACUGUAUAGGAUUGGUAUUGGAGUUGGUAAAGGGAAGUUCUGUCAGUUUUUUUUCUUUUUCUUUUCAGUGGCUCAUUGUAAUGUCAAAUCUUUGUGACAGAAAUAGCAAUCCGUGUUUUGUUGAAUCAAAUUGUUUCAUUAUUAAUUGAUUCGUUAAAGCUAAAUUGUUAAAAUGUAGAUUGAAGGUGUAUUCUAAUUUCUUAUGAUGCUACCCUUUUAAUAUCAUGUAUUUUCUGAUCAUACACUUCAGGUUCUAACUCUUUUACAACAAAUGUCUGUUCUUUCUUAUUGUCAAUAAAAUGUAUUUGAGGUAUUUUUUCCU